AUAGCAUAAAAUACAUAUUACAGUUUCAUGUCUAUCAAUAAUCAACACUGUUAUAACUCAAAUGAGUACUUGCAUCUCAACGGGAGCGUUACAUCUGCCAUUACCUCCCCCAUAGUUAAACGGCCUAUAUCAACCUAAAUAACAAUACACAUACGUCACUAUGCACUAAGGCGAUUACAAAAUACACAAUAUAUCGAAAAAUGAACUAACUCAAAAAAUAAAGAAACAUACUUACGCUGUUUUAGCGCUGUGCCGUUCUGCGCGCGCAUCGCUCCCCUGAACAUUUCACGCAAGCGAGCGUCACUCCGCCAGUAGGGCCCGUGCUGAGCGGACGUCGACGCGUCAUAGCUUCGCCGCGUUCGUCGUUCGUAAUUUUGAAUUUAGAACUUUCAUUUUUAAAUAAGUGUUUUAUUUUUUUUUAAACCAAGUGCGUUUGUAGUGCCGUUUGGAUUUGGAAUUUCGGACGUUAUUGUGUAUGGACCUAUGUUUUGAUCUAUAACAAUGAUGGGUGUCAGUUGUAUGAGCGUACGGCAGGCUAGGGGCGCUUGCCACUGCCCCGCGUGCCCUAGGGCUUCGCAUUUGCCCCCGCAGACGUUGGUGCUGCCCCCGAUGGCUCUGGAGCCCGAAACCACCCCCGUUAAGGACAAAAAGGGGGGCAAGAUGAAGGUGCUUAAGAAAAUUAAGAAGAAAAUUGGAUUAGCGCCCCGCACCUCCUGCACCGGUGGCGCCCCCAACAACCUGCCCCCGCUGGGGUUCCACAGCGUACACGGAGAAAACAUCAGGAUAUCCAGAGACGGUUCCGUGGCGAGAAGGGUCGAGAGCUUCUGCAAGGGCGUCGCGUUCAGCGCGAGACCGGUCAGGGUUAAUGAGAAGGUCUGCCUUCGCUUCGUCGAGAUCUCCAACAGCUGGAGCGGCGUCAUCCGCUUCGGCUUCACCACCCACGACCCAACGACCCUGUCCCACUCGCUCCCCAAAUACGCCUGCCCCGAUCUCACCAACAAACCAGGGAACUGGGCCAAGGCUUUGGGCGAGAGGUUCUGCGAAAAGGACAACAUCUUAUACUACUACGUGAACUCCGCCGGAGAUGUCCACUUCGGCGUCAACGGAGAGGAUAAAGGCCUCUUCUUCACAGGAGUUGAUACUCGCUCGCCGCUCUGGGCGCUUGUUGACGUAUACGGAAACUGUACAGCAGUUCAAUUCGCCGAUCCGAGAGUCCCGAAUCAAGUUAGAAGACCGAAUCAAAGUCCUGUAGAAGAAGACAGACUUAUAUCUGGGAUGCGAUCGCUGUCUGUCGAAGAGCCACUCCCGCAGCCUAGAUACCAGAAUCCGUUAGUGCCUCUAAGCCUACACAGGACUAAAGGGAGGAACGUGCAGUUUAUUAACGAUAGAGGAGUCGCAGCCAGGAUUGAGGCUGAGUUCUGCCAAGGAUACGUGUUCACCGCGCGUCCUAUGCGUCCAGGGCAAACUAUUGUAGUCCAAAUCCUCUCUACAGAAACUGCCUACGCCGGCAGCUUGGCUAUCGGUCUGACCUCCUGUGAUCCAGCGACGUUAAGACCUUGUGAUCUACCCGAUGAUGCGGAACAGCUUCUGGACAGACCAGAGUAUUGGGUAGUCCGUAGAGACGCCGCCAACGGCUUACGCAGAGGCGAUGAGCUAGCCGUAACUUUAACUUUAGACGGCGAAGUCCGUGUUAGCAGGAAUGGAUCUAAUCCUAUCACAGUCAUGCACGUAGACCACACGUUAAGGUUAUGGGCGUUUGUGGAUAUCUACGGGGCUACGCAGAAAGUUAGGAUGUUGAGUUCGCAGACGGCUCAGACGCCGCCCCAGCAGCUGAGGGUGCUGGCGGGCUCAGCGCAGCCGAUCCAGACUGGUGCUGGCGGGACUGUGCUGGUCGUGAGCCUGCCGCCGCAGAAUGGUGGUCAGAAUGCGGCCAAUCAGCAGAUGACGUUGGCCAGCGCGCAUUAUAUUGAGCCAAUCCAGACAUCGGCGCUGUGCCUGAGCAGCCUCCCCCCCAUGUCUCCGCCGGCGUGCUCCCCCGCGCCUCCCCCCUACCCGCGCCGCGCGCCCGACACCUGCUCGGCCACACAGAACAGCUGCAACGAGCUCGUCAGCCCCGAGCGGGCCGAUCGACCCUCCACCUCCCGCCAGACCCACCAGCCGACCCAUCAAUCGACCCAUCAACCCAUCUACUCGGUCAUCGGCGACGGUCAGACCCUCACUGGUACCGAGUGCACGAUAUGCUACGAGAACCCUAUAGACUCUGUCCUAUACAUGUGUGGACAUAUGUGCAUGUGUUAUAGAUGCGCCGUUCAACAGUGGAGGGGCAAAGGGGGUGGCCAGUGUCCGCUCUGUAGAGCGCAGAUCAAAGAUGUAAUUCGUACGUAUAAGUCUUGAUUUAAUUCUAUUUUUAGAGCGUACGGUGUUGCCAGGUGAAAUUAAAAAAAAUGUUAUUGUUGAUUUGAACUGGCGAUACUGAUUAGUUAUUGUACUUAUUAAGCCCGGUCGCAGACGUUCGGAAUUUUGGAUGUGCAAGCGAGACAGCGCUAUUUGUAGAGCGACGUCCCGUUCCCACCUGUCAUUCCGUACGAGAACGGAAAAUUCCGAAUGUCUACGGUCAGGGUUCGAUUUAGAGAUUGCCAAAUAUCACUUGACGUUAUUUAUUUUGACAUUUGCACUUGGCUGCUCAAACUUAUCUUUAUAUUUCGUGAAAGGUCUUUUCAAAUGUCAAGGAUAAGUUAGAGCUGUCAAAUUAAGUUAAGGCACUGACACUUAGUUUAGUAUAUGACGUGACAUUGAUAUAAGCACCUUAUUUCGUCCACUUAAAGAAAUUUUACAUUUCUCCAAAACAUUGAAAGUUUUCGAAAUUUUGGAGUUUUGUUGUACACUAUUUGGACUUAUGAUAUAUGACAAAAACUAUUUAUAAUAAUGGAAAACCUAAUAUAUAACCUAAAAUAUGUAACUAUUGGUAUAUUAGUUGCUUUUAAGGUCAAAAUUAUUAUUUCGAAUUGAUGGUAACUUUUUAUGACUAUGGAAAAAUGGAUGUGUAAUGAAUACUGGCAGCUUAGAAUAGUUAUUUGUACAACAAGAGAUCAAAGUUUGAUAUUUCUUUGAGUGCUUAUUUUGAGUCCUGUGCAAGCGAAAGAUUCUAUAAUAGAUUCACGAGCGUAGCGAGUGAAUCUAAUUUAGAAUCUUGAGCGUAGUAAGGGAUUCAAAAGCGCACGAGAUGUAAAUAACUUUGAUCUCGUGUAGUACAUAAAAAUUUUCACCCUAAGCAGUGAGAACAUACCUAGAGGGACAGAGAUAAUAGAACCCAAGUAUAUCGAACUUGUAUUAGACCCCGCAUGUUGAAAUGACAUUUGACUAUAGAUUUUGCUCACUGAGUGACACAAAAUGACUCAGUGAGCAAAAUCUCAUUUUGCUCACUGUUUUUAAGAAGCAAAGUACCCUUGUUCGAGCUGCUGAGGUGAAAAAGUAUUUUACUGCCACAAUUUUUUUCUACCAACAGUCUUUUUUUCAAUGCUGGCAACUUAAAAACCCAACUGUCAGGUUGAAGGAAUUAAAUGCAGUGUUCCAAUAUGAACUUGCUUGUAUUUUAAAAAGUUGCAGUUGUCCAUGUGGAAAAAAAUAUUUGUUUACUGACUGUCAAAGGUAGACUUUCACAAAAGGAACUUGAAUGUAGCUAAUUUAAAUUAAUUGAAAUGAAUUUUUGGUAGUGUAAUGUAUGGAAUUCACAUGUAAUACUAUAUAAAAUCAAUAUAACAAGAUAUUAUUUAGCAAUAAUUAAUAUAAUAGAACAAUAAUUUUAACAUGAUAAUCAAGUUUUGAAAAUAAAAUAGAAAAUGAUUAUAAAUGCACAAAUUCUUAUAUUAGACUAGUUAUACAACAACAUACAAAAUUGAUUUAUAUUUAUGCAAUUUGUAUAUAGUAUUAUAUGUGAAUGAUAUAAAUAUGUAUGAAAGCGGUAGUAACGGCUAGGUAUUAAAAUAAGCAGAUAGGGUUCCUAGCGUACAUUAUUCAUUGUCUAUGCGUAUACCGGAACGUAUCAUAAACAUUUAAAAAAAGCUACAAAAUAUGUGGCAACACUUUUGGUAAAAAUGUAUGUAUUGUAUACGAUAUAAUGUUGCCACGUCAAAAAAAAGUAUCAAAUCUGUUAAGUACCGCAAUAGAAUUUUAAUUGAAUUUUUAGUUGAUUUGAUGAAUAAGAUGUCAAUUUGCGAUCUUUCAGACUAUACCUUCUACAAAAAAAUUUUAUGGUCCGUUUCGAUGCACGCACAGAAAUCAUGGCUACGAAAAUACGUACGUCCAUAUUGAUUAUAAUUAUAAAUUGAUGAUAGAUGAUAAUUGCAUUUAAUGAUUUUAUGAUCAUAUCAUUGUUUCUACGUAUUACCGAGGUCAUUCGCUUACAUUUACUACAGUACAAUAUUUUCAUUUUAAGCGGUAUCCAGACGGGAUGAUCAAAUCGGCCGAUUUGAUCACCAAUUGUAGAUUUAUGGUGAUAUUAAAGCCUUCUAAAUUGAAAAAAUGCCCCAGAACGAAAAUACUGGUGUCACUAAUUAGUAUUCUUGCGUCCGCACGUCCUGCUUCGAUCGGGCAAUUUAAUCAGAUUGGCGAAAAAUUGACUAGUCUGGAUACUCCUUUACAUUAGUGAAUGUUGGGCUAUGGCCUAUGGGUAGGGAGUUCCUAUUUACGGUUUUUUGGUAAAUUUUCUCUCUGGGGCCGAUUGCAUAACAACUUGUAACUAAUAAUAUUAGCGAAAGUCUCUUUCUAAUCAAAGGAAUUGGAAAGAGACUUCCGCUUAUAUUAUUAGUUACGAGUUGUUAUGCAAUCGGCCCCUGGUCGCUCGAUUAAUGCUUCAAAAUGACAUUUCUAAAGUAAAGGCGAAGACUAACUUCAUAGUAAAGGCUGCAAAUUUUACUAAUCCUGAUGUUAGUUUACGUCAAAAUGACAUUUGAAGUGACCAAGCGCCAUGACAGAAAAGCGGAGUUGCCAGUAGAUAAAAAGCUACCGAGCAUUAUUGCCAGUGCUAAACUGCUCGGGAAAAUUUACCCAAAAACCUUCUUCGAGACAAUAGUUAACCAGUAAGCUUUAAAAAAUGUCUAUUGGUACCAUUCCUUUCUUGCUCAAAUGAUUUUCUUCAUGGCAAUACUGAGUUGACAUAUCUAGACUUUGACAUAUCUAUCCUUUUGAAUUUGUACAUAUAUUUAAUGAUCAUUCCUUAGUGUGAUUGUACUCAGAGGUACAUUGGACUUGAAUCUUUAAAAAAAUGCAAUCUUUGAGUAGAAUCAUAUUUAAUUUUUAGAUUACCAUUAAUUUUGUGUAGACCAAACUUUGCAGCCAGUUUUAUAUUUGAUUUAAUUUGUAUGCUUAAUUUAUUUAAUUAUUGUUUUAAUCAGUGGAUUUCUAAGUUUACGGAGACUGAAUAUGAUAGUUUCUCAAUACAAAUCUCUUUGAGUUAGCGGCAGUUUACUGUCAAAAAUAAAAAAAUAAACACUUGUAAUACCCAUAAAGCUAGCGUCCAUUAGCUUCGACGAUCACUUUACUGCUAGCGAGGCAAUGAUAAAAAGUAGCACAAAAAUUACUGCCGCCGCCUCAGAUAUUUUUGUAUGGCAAUACUAUAUUAAGACUACUGAGCGGCUACCGCGAAAUUCGCAAAUUGCGGGGAUCUUUCUCUUUUACUCCAAUGAAGGCGUAAUUAGAGUGACAGAGAAGAAUCCCUGCAAUUUGCAAACUUCGAUUUUCGCGGUUAUAGCCCUGAUUCUACAUACCAAAACAGUGUGACCAGUUUUCGACUACAAUAUCACAGUUUCAAGCCAAAUCUUUGUAUAAGUUAGCAUUGUAAUAUGUAAAUAUUAAUUGUGAUUAAGAUUUAUAUGCUGGUACAUGUCUGACUGAUAUUUUAUCACUAUUCUAAUUUAUUUUCCUGUCAUUUUUAUUUUUUUUUUUAUAUGGCAACACCUUUGAUCAGUACUACCAACUGAAAGAACCAUAAAUUUCUUCGAAUAAGACCCCAUUCACACGACAGCGGUGGAGCUUUUUAUCAAGCGUUGUUGGAUUUUCGACUUAGAGCCUUCGUCGUUAAAUCGAAUUUAGAGUGCGGACAAAUUCAAGCGCUUUUUUAACGCGCGUUGAAAAAGCUGUCGUGCGUAUGAGGGCUAAGAGCUAGCCCAAAUCCAAAGAAAUCCAAAUCAUAAUUUCUAUAUUUUUAUGGAAAAGUUCUUAGAAAAUCUGUCAUUUCGUUUCGACAGAUUUCCGUGGAGACGCGCUGAUUUCCGACGCGCCUGUACUGGCCAUAAAAAUGUUGUCAAAAAUACUAAUACCUUUAUUUAUCUUUUUUUAUUUUAAGUUGUUGUUAGAGUCUAAAAUUCUUCGUUUUUCUAUAUUCAUUUGGACAUGUACCAUCAUCGCGCAACCGAGGUUUUCCGAUGUACAAACUUCAAAAUAUAAUUCGCUGUCUAAAAGCGAAGUGUUUUGUUUUUGCAAUCCUGCUAGACCGGAUUUUUUUUCUUGAGGCUCCGGUGCCGUUAAAGUAAAUUCUUACGGUAGAUGUCGCUACGCGCCUCCUUAAGGAAGGAAUGGAGAAAUUCACACGCGCGGUGAUCUUCGGUAGCUCAGUUGCUUAAGAGCUAUUAAAACGAUGUUCCAAAAUGUGGCAAGUUCAAAUCUUGUCCAAUGUGAUGAAUUUUUGAUGAUCGAAUGAAAAGCAUAGUUACUCCCAUCUUUUAUAUAAUUUAACACACUUGCAACCCUGGUGUUGCAGGUGUCCAUGAGCAAUACUUGCUUACCAUCAGGCGUUUCAUCUGCUCAUUUGCCUCCUUUAUAAAAAAACAUGGACAGCUUGGCAAAAAAAUAGUAGGAAUUAAAAACGGCAACACUGUAAUGUCGUUCCGUUUCCUUAUAUCCAUUGGUUUCAAGGACGACUCUACAGUGUUGCCACUUUUUAAGUUCUACUCUUUUUUGCCAGGCUGUAGUUUGGAUAUGACAACUCCUAAAAUGAUUUAUAUUUUAAAAAUGCAAAAUUAUUAUACCGAACAUUCUCCUCACGUGUGAAAGUCAACACCGGUAUUGGCAAAUUCACCCUGUGCAAAAUUGCAGGGAGUAAGCCAGAAAAAAAAGGGAGGACACUACAGUGUUGCCACUUUUUAAGUUCUACUCGUUUUUGCCAAGCUGUGUGAGGAGGAAUUCUAGCUUUAUAGGUUAUUUUGAAGUUUGACCACCGAAAAACCUCCGUGUAUGUGAUAUGAUUAUUUCUACGGCUCGCGCCUGUACAGCUAUCGUCUAGUCGUUAGUCUAUUUAUUUUUACGUUCUUGCUACGAUGUUGGUUAGAUUAAGUUUUCGAAUAAAAAUGAUUAUUGAACA
Molecule: messenger RNA, 7357 nt
Organism: Cydia fagiglandana
Lineage: Eukaryota; Metazoa; Arthropoda; Insecta; Lepidoptera; Tortricidae
Gene: neur
Product: protein neuralized
Exons: 4
Coding region: 502-2394 (630 amino acids)
Molecular function (GO): ubiquitin protein ligase activity
Source: RefSeq, a predicted model, not a curated record